AUGUUUGCCCGUCUUCCCAGACUGCAGGAGAUUUACUACGAGCCUUGGAGAGAAUGGUUGGAUAUUCAGCAGGGAUAUACAGAUCAAGGUGAGUACUGCUGCGUCAGUUCAUCAUUCUCUACCAUGUAUGUGUUCAUUGCUAUAUUGCUUGCCGCUGACAAUCUACCAAUCUUCAUCUUUGACCUAGCUUUCCGAUCACUUUUUGAAUCGCUCGCUUCUAGCAAAUUACAAAGACUCAUACUCUUCGAGAAUUUCAACCAACAGUACCCACCAGCUUUUACGGGUAGUUUUUUUGGUUGCAACCCUAUCCGAACCCCGACCUCUGGUGUCAGCUGGGCAGUCGCCAAACCUAGUCUUAAGCUUGAGAAACUCUCAGCAUCAUUUAUUGUAGAUGCCAGCUGCUUCUUCCAGUCUUGUGAACCUUCCUGGAAGUGGCCCAGCAUGACUUCACUUGCGCUGACUUCACAACUGCUCCUACCUGAUGAGAGCCCAAUUGAGAUUGAUAACAUGCUCCAGACAGCGGCAGCGGUGGCCAUGAAAAUGCCGAAUCUUAAAUUAAUGGAGAUAUGGAAUGGACGAGAGGGAUCGGCAAUGCUCUUCAGAUAA
This is a messenger RNA of Penicillium lagena, 606 nucleotides long. RefSeq lists its product as uncharacterized. The record is from RefSeq and is a predicted model, not a curated record. The coding region runs from base 1 to 606 and encodes 201 amino acids. NCBI's taxonomy places the organism in Eukaryota, Fungi, Ascomycota, Eurotiomycetes, Eurotiales, Aspergillaceae. The transcript has a single exon.